AUGGAUCCAACUCAUGUUAGUUCAUCCGAACAAAUCUUUCGUACAACAACAGAUAGGGACAAUAACGAUAUUCAUCAUCAAACAGCUUAUUUAUCGGAUAGAAAUGAAACAUCUUCAUCACGCGUACUUAUACAAAGUAUAAAUAAUACAGCUGAACAUACUUUGUCUCUUUCUACCGUAUCCUCUCCGUUAUUUUCUAAAAAUUCAUUAUCGUCACAUUUGAUGACAACAAACGAUAAUCAAUUUAUAAAACAUUCAUCAUCAAAAGAAAAUUUAUCUGUUGAUCAAUGUACAAUUGAAACACAAACUGAUCAACGUUACGAUCCAUUUUUUUCAUCAAAGUCGAUACCAUCGUUUGCUGAAACACAAUUAUUAUCCAUCUACUAUUUAAAUCGAAAUGAGAAUGAGAAUGAUGAUAAAUCGAAAGAUACGUGUAUAUUUACCGAACAACAAAAUCGUAUUCCAAAAUGUUCAAAUAUUGCAACAUCAGAACAAGUUCGAUAUCGAUCAAGUCAUGAUCCAUUAUUAAAAUCUACUGAAACACAGUAUAGUUUUCUGAAUACACAAUCAACACAAACAUAUUCUAGUAUAUCGGAAAAACAAAAUCAACAGUCACAACAAAAUUCACAUUUUCCUCGAUUAACUAAACACGGUAGUACAAUUGUUAUUGAUAGCCGUUUGACAACACAACAAGUCAUUCAACAGAAACAAUAUCAGGAUAUACGUGAAACGACUCCGCUUUACGAACAACAUAUACGCAUUAAUUCCGGUAGUCAACGUUUAGCGUCAACUACUAUUGAUAAUAAUCUAGCAUCUCCUAAUCUAUCAGAAGCAUCUGAUGUAGAAGAAUCUCAUUAUUCAAUCGAAGAAUAUAUAAUUCAUGUUGAUAAUAAUAAUAAUAAUAAUAAUCCAAUGCCAUUAGUGCAACCACUAUCAGAUUCUCAGUUACAAACAACAAUGAACAAGCACGAUUCAUUCUCUUCUACAGCCACAUCUUCCACUUCUUUAGCAACCCUCCUGGCAAAAAAUAAUCAACUAUCUCACCAAAUAAACACACUUGUCACCUCUCCUACGUUGUCGCCCACAAUAAUUCCUAUAACAAUUAAUUUUAGACAAAAAAUACCAUUAUCUCAAUCACAAACAACGAUAAAACAAGAACAAAUAAAAACUAAUGUACCACAAUCACCGUCUAAAAUAGUAGUUGAUGAAAAAGUGACUGAACAAUUACCUCAGUAUCGAAAAAAUCCGUCUGUAUCUCAAAGUCAACCAUCCGGCUCGUAUAGGUAUCAUCCUGUUCCUAUAGAAAGAAUCUCGAGUUGGCCUCCAGCUUUUGAACCUGAUACUGACGGUUCAAGUGCAUCCAUUGUACUAACCGAUAACCAACAGCAAGAAGAAAAAGUUGCUGAUCAACGUCCAUCGAAAGUACAAUUCAAUGAUCAAGUACAAAUAAUACCAUUAAGUGAAAAUAGUAGUAUUAGUGAAGAAUUAGUAUCACAACAAAAUGUAGUUCUACCAGAAGUCGCAUCACGAAUCUCUAGAAAAAUUCAGGAUGAAAUUGAUAUAGAAAUGGAAGAAAAAGAUAUAACAACGAAUAACGAUAGAAGAGCCGUUUUUCACAGUAAUACAAAUAAUCAAUCAAAUCUAUCCAUACCAAAUAAUAGUUUACAACUAGCGAAUGGAGGAAGAAAUUUGAACGAAGUGUUCAGUGCAACAAACACAGUUGUUACAGGAUCCACGGUUUCUCCUCUUUCUCCACCAUCGUUUCUGCCCAUCAGCUCUCCAGUUGGAGUCGUCUCCUCUUCAACAUCACCUCGUCCUUAUCUGAAAGUGACACAAUCAAAAUGGGUCAAAGAACAUUUAAAUACAAUAGAACAAGAAAAGCAAGAGUCGACAACGGCUGCCAGACGUGUUGAGAAAUUACGUAAUAUAUUUGAAAAUCCUUCAUCCGAUUCGCCUGCAUUCAAUAGUCCACAAUCUCGACGACCUAUAAUCGAUGAAUCAGAAGAAUAUCAACCAAAACACGGUAAUGAAGUACGAUAUUGGAUUAGCGAUCAUCCUGUGCGGCCAACAACAAUUAUCAACCUUCCAUAUAGACAAAAUACAUAUCAUAUAUUGCCUCCUGAAGUUGAAUUAUCUAAUAAAUCGUUAAUCUCAUCAGCCUUCACUGAAACUAGAACUGAGCUGUUAGUUGAAAAACAAAAAGAGAUCCCUCCACCAUAUAAUCUUGACGAUAUAACUCAUAUAACAAAUAAUAAACAGAUUCAAAGUCUCUAUGAUAUUGGUUACUAUUUAAUUGAUGGAAAAACAUGGAAAUGGAAUCAAAAAUUUUGGUUAAGUCUCACACAACAUCAACAUGAUCAACUAACACGUUUACACGAACAACAAAACAAGGAACAAAUACUAUCUGUUGAUACAGAUAUUGAUAAUGUAAAACAUAUUACUGAUAAAAAUGAAGAUCCAAGUUUCAUUGUAUCAGCUAGUGAAUCCACUGAAUCUGCCACAUCAUCACAAGAUGAUUUUUCUGUCGAAAUAAGAGCACAACGAACAUUAAAUAUGUAUCGCACGAAUAAUAAAGAAAUCAGUACUCAACAAAAACAGUCAUUGCAACAGAUGAAAACAACCGAUCAAGUUCAAGAAUUAUUUAAACAACAACAGAUAAUGUUAGGAAGAAAAAAGGAUAAUAUUGGCGGUAUACCCGAGUCUGGAUAUAGUUCUUCCGAGGAAUUCGAUGAUCGUCAACAAAAAAAAAAACUUUAUUUACUUGAUGAUUCAAAACCGAUAACUAUAGUCGAAGAGUCACCUAAUGAACAACAACAAAUUCAACAAGAAGAUCGCACAGUACAAGAACAAGAUCCAGAUUUAUCUGAAAGCAUUGCAACUUUCGCGACAGCCAGUUCAAUAAUAAUCGAUUCAAACAAUGUUUUAUUACAACAAAAAGAUUUUUAUAAAAAUCAAGUGAAACAUCAAGAAUCUCUUACCUCAUUAUCACACCAGGAACUAAAUAAACAAUUUGUUGAAGAUAAUUUGACGUAUGAAAAUUUUGUUUACGAUUAUUUAGUAACAAAUUCCCGUCGUUCAUGUGAUAAAAAUGGUUAUCUAGUAUUAUACAUCGAUGGUCAACAGAUAAAUACGACUAUUCGCUUAUUCAAUGUUGAACAGGAUCAUCCUAGUGAGAAUAUUGAUACGAUAGAAUUAUCUCGUAAAGUAUACAUAGAUUUAAUUGAUUAUGUAAUACAACCAUUUGAAACCGAACAAGAACAGCUAAUUAUAUUCAUUAAUCAAGAACCUAUUGUUAUUCCUGCCGAUAAAUGGUCUAUAUAUAAAAAUAAAUAUUCUCAAUCAAAAUGGAUUCAUCAUUUACCACAUAUUAAUCGAAAUAUACCCACACAAAUACGGUCAAACAUUGAAAAGUGGUUAGAAGAAAAUUCAACAUUUACAGAAUUACUACAAAAUAAUAACAUUAUUUUUUUAAAUGUUGAUGGACAACGUAUACCAUUAGUUGGUAGAGUUGGAAAUCAUUUAAUUGAUUUAUACAAUCUAAAAGAAUAUCGUUGGUCAUCUAUACUAAAUUAUUUAAUACGUAUUGGACAAGUCUCUUAUAAUAUUGAACAAAAAUUUGUUACAUUAUGUAAUAAAAAAUUAGGUGUUGAAGAAUUAUUAAAGACAUCUACUCGACCCUCAACCAUCAUCACAAGAACAACAAGUCCAAUUCAACUUCAACAAAAACAGUUAUCAUCGUUUUUACGAACAAUUGAUAUCAAUUUUCGUAAUGAGGAUGGUUCAUUGUUCAUCUCCUCUUCACAAAAUGAAAGUUUAUAUAUACCAGCAAAUUUUGUAUCAGAACUUUUUCUAAAAUAUGAAAAUAGUAAAAUAUUGAAUGUAAAUGAGUUAGCUCUUAUUCUAUUAAAACUAUGUGACAUUGAAUAUUUACCAAAUAAUCAUUUUCGUUUAAUUUUUAAUCAACGUUCAAUCACCGUAUCACCACCACCACACGAUCAUCAUUCACGAAUACCACCAAUAUCAUCAUCACCAUCCGCAGCAGCAGCAGCAAUAGCGACAACAACAAUACCUAUUGAACAAAUGUCCCAAGAACAUUUAGAUUUACAAUUGUUAAAUUGGUUUAAAAUAAAUUGUCAGUUGUCAAGUAAACAAGAUGUACUUCUAAUUGAAUAUUUACCAACAAAUCAAAUAGUUUAUAUUGAAGGUCAAGAUGGUUUACGUCUAUCUCGUUUAUUCCAUCAAAACAGAUUAAAAUUAGACGAUAUUUUAUAUUGGCAUAAAGCCAAUGCAAAUAUAAACUUAAAUAAUAUUGAUAAUACACUAAUAUUAACUAUAUUGCCAUCAUCAAAAGUAAAAAUUAUUGAUGAUAAAAAAACGAGACAAAAAUCAUCAUCCUUGUCUUUAUCAAUCAACCAACCAUUGAUGUUGCCAACGAUAAAAAAAGAAAAUUUAUCGAAACUUUGUUUUCGUAUUCCUGUUAAUAGAGAAAAAAAAGAAAAAGAAGAAGAAGAAGAAGAAAAAGAAGAAAAAAUAAAACAAGGUAAAAUAGAAGAAAAAAAAAAGAGAUCAGUAGUAAAUGGAAUAGACGACGACGACAACGACGACGAUAACAAUCCGGCAACUGCAUCUCGUAACAAUGUACAAGAACAUUUAUUUGUACUUGAAACUAUCAAAUUACUGUUAGAAAAUAUAAAUCAAUAUGGCAGUAUAACAUUAAAUUCAACUGGAGAUUUUUUAUUUUUUACAUUUGAUAAUCAGCAUAUUUUAUUUGAUAAAUAUGAAACAAAAUUAUUUUUUGAUGAUUUUGAAUUAAAUAUUGAUCAUAUUGCUAAAUAUAUUUACGAUAAUUCACAAUCAUCUAUUGAAGAUAAUGGUUCAACAUUAAUAAUCAAACAAUUUCAUAAUAACAUGUUUAAAUUUAAAAAUUUAAAAGAUAAAUUAUUACCAUCAAGUUCAAAAAAAUUACGUAUAGGACCAAAUUCAAAACAAUCAACAAAAACAUUAGAUAUUAAUUAUGAAGAACAAAUAAGUCAAUUAACACGUUGGCUAACACAAUUAAGUCGUCAAGGUUUAAUAUCUAUUAAUGAUCAAAAUGAUAUUUUUCUAAAUGGAGGAACAACUGAAGAAUUAUAUAUUGAUCAUGAUGAUGUUAAUGCCUAUAUGGAAUCAAAAUCUAUUACAGAAGAUGAUGAACAUCCAGAAGUAAUUAGUAUGACAGAUAUUGCUCGUAUUAUACUUAAAAAUGGUUUUAUUGAUUAUAAUCUUAGAAAUUUAGUCUAUCGUAAUAAUAGACCAUUACCAUUAGGUGACGAGAUAUUAACAACAACAACAACAAAAAAAACAACAACAGUCAAUAAUGCAAAUAAUGAAAGACAACGUGAAUUAGAUUGGUUACAAUCAAUUAUACAUGGUAUACGUCCAAAUCAAUAUAAUCAAGAAACUGAAGUCGAUUUAUUUGAUGGUGAACGUACACAAAUUUUAAGAUUACCCUAUCAACAAAUAAAAAUACCACAAAAUAAACGUACAAUUGCCGAAUAUUUAUUAGAAAAUGGACAUGUACGAUAUGAUGCAGAAAAUGAAAAUUGGGCCUAUCGUUAUAUUCCACCUGAUUUAUAUCAAGAUGAAAAUGAUAAUAUAGAAAAUCGUAAUGAACAAAUAGCACAACGUUCACUAAUUGCAUCUCAUAUUCGACAAGUACAUAUUAAUAAAUUAACUGGACAAAUUGAUUUAGAAUUUCAUAAUGGUCAACGUUUACCAAUACCUAAUGCAUGGUUACAAGAUAUUCGUAAUAAUGAUUUUGAUCGUUCAUAUAUAAUUGAUAUGUUAUUAAUAAAUGGAGGAUAUUUAGCAGAUAAAAAUAAUACAUUUGUAUUUAAUAAUCAAAAAUAUUCAUUACAAGUACCAAGACCAUUACCAAAACAAACAACAAGUGAAUCACAAUUACAAACAUAUAAAUUAUCUACAAAACAAAAACAUGAAAUGAUAAGAAAAUUUAUUGAUUAUAUUAUUGAACAAGAUGGAAUGAAACAAGAUGGUACAAAUAGUCUAUUAUUAUUACAAAAUCAACAACAAGAACUUUAUUUUACUGCUGAACAUUCUGAUCAAAUACGUUCAAAUAAUUUACAUCGUAAUGAUGUUGUUAAUAUACUUAGUAAACAUGGGAAAAUAAAACGUGAUGAAUUUAAUAAUAUUUUAUUAUUUUAUAAUGAUCAAUAUAUUCAAUUACCAUCAGCAGUAGUUCCAUUUGAUCAACAAUCAUCAUCAAAUGUUACUAAAUCAGGCAAACGUUCAACAUCUGAAUCAGGUAUUGCUAGUAUGAAUGAUGAUUAUGAUAAUAAUAUAGAUAAUGAUCAAGAAUUUUAUCAACAUCUUUCUAAUGAAACACAAGAACAAUUUAUACUUCGUUAUCAUGAAACAAUUAAUUAUAUGUAUAAAAAUGGUUAUAUAACAUAUGAUAAACAAAAAAAAUUAUUUCAAUUAUAUUUUUCUAAUAGUAUUUUAUUUAUACCUUAUGAUAGAUUAAAAUUAAUUAUUGAUCCAACAUAUAUUGAUACAUCAUCUGCACGUACAACAACAAUUUUACCAUUUGCUUCAAUUCAAUUAUCCGAUUGGUUAUUAUCUAAUAGUGAUACAAUAAAAAAUUCACGUAAAGGAAAUAUUAUUUUAGUACAUAAACAAAAAGUCUAUGAAUUACCAUUAAUUAAACCAUCUAAAAGACAAUUUCAAAAUCCAUUGAGUGAAUUAUUUCAAAAGAGUCAAUCAUCAUCGGGAAUAAAUGCAAUUGGAAUGAAACGUUUUGAAUUUACACCCGUUGCACGUCGACGACAACAACAACUAGCUAAAAUUGAUAUGACAGAUCGUGAUGUACAAAUGAAGUGUAUAUUAAAUUUAUUAGAACAUAUGGAUGGAUAUGGUGGUAUUAAUGUAAAUAAUGAUACAAAUGAAUUAAUAUUAUCAAUGACGCCUGAUAAACAUCAAAGUUUAAUAAUUAGUGAAGAAUCAAUUACGGAAUUAAUUAAUGAACAACCAAUUGGUUUAUCAAAAGAUAAAUUAGCUUUAUUUUUAUUACAAAAUGGACAUUUUGAAAUGUUAGAUACAGAUCCAUUAGAAACAAAUAUUGUUUAUCGAUAUAAGAAUGGUCAUCUCUAUAGAUUUCCAAAUAUAAAAAAUUGGUACGAAAUUCUUACAACGGAAUCACCAGAAAAACGUAUUAUUCGAGUAUUAGGUAAUAUGCUCGAUGUAAAUAGUAAAAUUUUACAACGUAGUGAUCGUUCAAUAUUAAUUACAUUACGUAAUGGAGAAAAAUUUGUUAUACCAGAAAAUAUUGGUACACAAUUAAUUGGUCCAGUAAAUGGUAAAACAAUUGCAGAAUUAUUAACAAAAUAUGCUGAUGAUAUUCAUGAAGAACAAAAUGGAAAAAUAUUAAUUAUACGUUUAGGUGAUCAAACAAUACGUUUGCAACAACAACAAGAACGACAAUUAAUGAGUCAAAAUCCACCUGGAACAAAAUUAAAAUUAUUAUUUCCAUUUAAUCGUCAAUUACGAGGUGAUCUAAUGCAAAGAUCACCAUCAACAAGUACAUUAGGCGGAAAUGUACAACAACCAGAUGCCAAUGGUGGAUAUGUCAUGGAUCCUCUAUUAAUGUUAGCCCAUUUUAUCCAUCGUGCGGGCUCAAUAUAUCAAGAUGAACUUGGUCGAUUAGUAAUUAAAAUGAAUGAAGAUGAAAUCGUUGUACCACGUAUUGAAGCUAUAAAUGCUAUUGAAACAAUAAAUACAUCACCCCAUCGAUCGGGUACAAUUAUUGCUCGUCUUAUCGAUCGUAUUGGCAAAGUACAAUCUAACAAAGCUGGUGGAGUAAUUAUUACAAUUGGUAAAACAUCAUUUGAAUUAUCAAAAGAUAUUAUUGAUCGUGCUAAUCAAUUACAUAAAGAAACAAUUGAUAUUGAAAAUGAUCUUGCUGUUGAUUAUGAUUCAUUAAGUUCAGGUUUAAAUGGUUCAAUGAUGUUAUCUCGUCAACAACCACUUUUAUUACCAUUAUUAAGACAUUCAAAAUCUCUUGGCUCAUUAGCUACAUCAAAUUCUAAUAUAGGAAAACAUCCUUGGUUUACUGAUGAUCAACAAAUGAUAUAUACACAAGAUGGUAAUGGUGAUGCACGCUAUCUCAAUUUCGAUAAUUAUCGUUUAAAUUGGCAAAAGUUUCCUCAUACACAUGGUAUACCAUGUGAAGUACGUACAAUAAAAAAUGUAGCACCAUAUCUAAAUAUAUUAGGAUAUGUUGAAAAUGAUAAAAAAAAAAUGUUAACAAUUGAUGAUUUAACUAAAACUCAUCCAGAAAUGUUAAAAAGUGGAAAAUUUGAUGAUAUAAGUUAUUUAAAUCGUCUAGAAAAUGAACGAGCUAAAUCACAAACGACACUUUGUCCACGUCCAAGAAUAUUAGUUAUACCAGAUGAUGAAACAAUGUUAUCUUCAAAUCGUCGUACACGAUUUUAUGUACAAUAUAUGUAUGAAAAUGAUGCUGUAUUAGGAACAGAUCCCGCUUAUGUUAUGAUGUUGCCUAGUAGAUAUCCAGUAUUACCAACUAAUCCACAAUUAAUUGCACCACGUCAUUAUCGCGAUAUUGCUUUGAGAGAUGCACCUGUGUAUGUGCACAAGAAAAAUGAAGGUCAAGUAAUGUAUGAAAAUUUAGCUCAGUAUCUUUCAACUGAUCAUCCUGAUGUAUCACCGAGAACCGUUCGUCGAAUGUUAAAAUUUAACAAUAGUGCAGAGUAUGAAGAAUACUUAGCUCAUAAAAUGACGUCGGAUGAGGCCAAAGAAUUGGCAAAGACUUCCGAACAACAACACAGAAACAAUGAUGAAUCGAGAUAUAUAAACGUUCGAGCUACAGGUCGAAAAGAGAUCAAUCAAAAUGAUGAUGAAUAUGAUACAGAUGAAGAUAACGAUAUUGAUAAAAAUGUUAAUAAUGGGAAUAUAAAUAAUUUGUAUGAAAAUGAUCAAUAUAAUAUAAGAAGACAUCAGAGAAACGAUAAUACAUAUAAUUUUGAUAAUCGACGUUUACAACAACAUAAUCCUGUUCAAAUAAAUAAUUAUGAGAGAAAUGAUGAUGAAGAUAAUGAAAAUAAAAUUAUAUGGCAAAAUCAACAAAUGAAAACUCAACGACCAAUACCAAUUUAUCGAAAUCGUCCACAAAAUUCUGUUCUAACAUUUAUUGAUAGUACAACACGAAAUGUUCAUAAUGAAGGAGAACGUUCUCCAUCAACAUCUAGUAUUGGAUCAGAAAUGGUUAUAGCUAAUAUGAGACCGUCCGAUGUACCACUUGUACCACCAUUACCCAAUCUUGAAUCAAGAGCAAAUUAUUUACGUUCACAACAGCCACAACAAAUAAAAACAAGACUUAGUAGCUUAACAGAUCAAAAUUAUGGUCGACCUGUUGAUCCAUCACGUAUACCUAUUAUUAAUAGAGAAAAUCGUCAACAACAACAAAUUUCAACUCAGAGAACUGACCGACCAGUUUGGUUAGUUAGUCAAUAA
Molecule: messenger RNA, 9528 nt
Organism: Didymodactylos carnosus
Lineage: Eukaryota; Metazoa; Rotifera; Eurotatoria; Philodinida; Philodinidae
Source: the annotation of a GenBank genome assembly